Molecule: messenger RNA, 1137 nt
Organism: Emericellopsis atlantica
Lineage: Eukaryota; Fungi; Ascomycota; Sordariomycetes; Hypocreales; Bionectriaceae
Exons: 4
Coding region: 1-1137 (378 amino acids)
Source: RefSeq, a predicted model, not a curated record
AUGGGCUAUCAGCCUCCUUGGACUUCACCCAUGGAUCUCGUCACUGUACGAUGUGCCAAAUGCGAUGCUAAGCUUGGAACAGUUGCCAACCAAUGGACAAGGGUUGGAAAUUACUACAUCACACCAUGCGAUGAGGAGGGGAGCAAUACACUUCGCGAUCGGCUCUCAUUCAACAAGUCGAGGCAGUCCCGAGCUGGAGGAACGAACUCAAUCGCAGAGGGCUGGAAUCUUCUGCUGACCAUUACAAGUGAAAUACAAUUGAUGUGUUGUGCGACCUGCCGGUCUGGCUCUCAUUUAAUCAACACCAAUGCGCCUCCAGGUCAUGAAUUCUUCGCUGGCCAGGUCUUCUUACGACCUCAGGAGGUGGUAUUUAAGUCGGCUGCCGACGAACGUCGGGUACUGAAACCAAAAAUAAUAAGGAUAUUGCCCAUCCAAAAGCAAAAGAGAGAGUCCGACUCGGACGUUGAUUCUUCAGACGACCUGGACUCAUCCGCCAGCGAUCAAUUUCGCUCCAGCUUCCACAGUUAUGCGCCGAAAAACGUCACCAGUGUAGACAUCUUCCAGCUGCAAGAUGACGUGGCGGAACAGGAGGAGGCCAUCUGUCACAUAAACAAAGUCGGCCAGCAGUUUGUGUCCACGUUCAACGGACGACUCCUCGAGGCUCAGGCAGGCAUGCGCCAAAUGCGCGCCGCGAUUGAUCUCUUGCAAAAGGACGCCGCCUACCGCGCGAAAGAAAUUGCCUCGCUGAAGACCUUUGCACAAAGAAGCGAAACCAAUCAGCAGGACCUCCAGGACCAGCUAUCUUCCGCUCAACAAGAGAUUGUGGCAUUGCAGGCGCAUAACGAGGCAAUGAAGCGGCAGAUGGCAGGCGUACGAACCAUGGCAGUAGACGGCCUCGAGAAGAGCGACGCACAUGCAGAGGAGAUAGGCACCCUGAGACAAGAGGUUAAAAUGCUUCGCUCUGAGCUGGCAGCCAGCCGCGGGCCCCAACAAAUCGUACAGCCAGCGUUUGACGUAUGCUCUUCGCACGAAAUGAGCGUAAUGAGCGAUGUCGUUGUUGAGGACGCGCCCCCGAGUCACAAACGCAAGGCAACGCAUAUCGAAGACGAUGAAGACGAGGGCCUUCAGAACAGCUAG